Messenger RNA from Cynocephalus volans (Philippine flying lemur), 3306 nucleotides. Its product is annotated as zinc finger protein 501-like. Gene Ontology annotation, cellular component: chromosome. Gene Ontology annotation, biological process: regulation of transcription by RNA polymerase II. Gene Ontology annotation, molecular function: chromatin insulator sequence binding. NCBI's taxonomy places the organism in Eukaryota, Metazoa, Chordata, Mammalia, Dermoptera, Cynocephalidae. The record is from RefSeq and is a predicted model, not a curated record.
UGGCAUCUAGGAGACGGGGCACUCUUCACCCGCGAUGGAGUCGGCGGCUCCAGAAGUGGCGAAGGAGAACCCGUACGGGGUGGAGUGGCAGAGGAACGGGACAUCAGGGUCCCUGGGAGUCCCCAGGUCGCCCCUGGAUUGCGAGGUGGUUCCACCUCAGCGGCCCUUCCUGGUGUGGCCCGGGCAGCCGGCCGCCCAGGAAAUGAUGCUGGGCCUGCAAUACCUAUGUAGGUCAGGCUCUGGCCCUGGAAGGAAAGAAACCCCUGCCAAGACUAACUGUCUUGCAGUCCCAAAAACCUUCGAGUGCCGGAAGUGUGGACUGACCUCAGCCUGCCUCCCUGACCUCAUUCACCACCAAAGCAGCCACGCGGGUGACAAGUCUUACAGCUGUCCGGAGUGUGGCAAAAGCUUCCGACGUGGCUCAGAUCUGGUUAAGCACCACCGGGUACACACUGGUGAAAAACCGUACCCUUGUCCCGAGUGUGGCCGUUUCUUCAGCCUCAUCCAACACCGUCGCUCCCAUUCAGGCCUCCGGCCCCACAAGUGCCUGGAGUGCGGGGAGGCCUUUGGCCGCAGCUUGGACCUGGUUAAACACCAACGGGUUCACACGGGUGAGAAGCCCUACACAUAUGCUGAGUGUGGUAAGACUUUCAGCCUUAGCUCCAACCUGAUCCAACGUCAGCGCACGCACACCGGUGAAAAGCCCUGCCGCUGUGGGGACUGCGGCAAGAGCUUCAGCCUUAGCUCCAACCUGUUGCAGCACCAGCGCUCACACACGGGUGAGAAGCCCUACCACUGUGCCUGGUGCAGUGACAGCUUUGGGCGCAGCUCGUAUCUGCUCAAGCACCAGCGUUCACACACUGGUGAGAAGCCCUACAAUUGCUAUGAGUGUGGCAAGAACUCCACCAACAGCUCGGACUGCCUACGGCACCAGCGCACCCACAAUGAAGAGCAGCCCUUCAAGUGUCCUGAAUGCGGCCGUGGCUUUAGUGAGCGCACUCAGUUCACUGAGCACCAGCGCAUCCACUUGGGUGAACAACCCUAUGCCUGUUCAGAAUGUGGCAAAAGCUUUUACCACAGCUCAAAGCUCCUUAAACACCAACGAUCACACACGGGUGAGAAGCCCUACAAGUGCCCUGACUGCAGCAAGAGUUUUGUGGACAGUUCGAAUCUGCUGCGGCACCAGCAUGUUCACGUGGGCCAGAAACCUUAUGCUUGCAGUGAGUGUGGUAAGAGCUUCAGCCAGAGCUCCCACCUGCUCGUUCACCAGGUGCCCCACAGCGGUGAGAAGCCAUUUGUCUGCCUGCAGUGUGGCAAGGCCUUUGCCCACAGCUCCAACCUGGGCCAGCACCAGCGGACACACCAGGGCGGCAGCCUCUGCAAAUAUCCCAGGCUUCAUUUUUAGCCUAAACUUCAGUUCCGACUUUGGUCCAGUUUUCAGAGAGCCUGAAGGGACCACGUCUCAAAACUGACCCCCUUUCUGCUCCUCUAGGGCUAUUGAUUUGAGGGCUGAUGAUGGGAUUUGGGAGGGCCUCCACAUCCUUUCCCAGAUCUUCUGGGCUGAGUCAGGGAACCCAAGGCUGGAAGAAUUAGAACACUAGAGCUGUGAGCACUACCUCCAAGCAGUUGUCCCAGAUAAUAGGGCUUCGGCCUGUUCUCUUAGGCUACAGAGACAGUACCGACUGCCAGCUGGAGGGAGAGUUUUUGGAUGGCAGGAGCUGUCCCACACUGGCCCAGCUGCUUGCAGACGUAGGACACCUCCAGCAGCUACUGACCUGAUCUCUUCACAGACCUAGAGAGUGAUGUGGUUAAUCACACCGAGAGCAACAACUUGCCUAGAAAGAUUCCAAAGGGAGGUGGGGGGAAGAGCAACAACUACCUCUUCCCAGAGGAAUAGGACCAAAGCCAGGCAAGCCCCUGUGGGGACUGCAGUGGUAAGGAGAGGGGGACAUUCCUGACCUCCAGAGGGGACCAUAAGGAAGGCUGUGUUGUGGCAGAGGGAUCAGAGAAUUUGAGCUUGGGACCAUUAUGUAAGCUCUGGGGUGUAGGACCCCUUUGAAAGACCUCUCACCACAUGAGAAUUAUCUUUACAGGUGAGGCUAGGGUGGUGGAGCCCCCGAACAGACCUGUCUGUAGAGUUCCGGGGAUGCUUUGUGGCAUUUCUAAGCAGGGGCAGAAGGCUCAGGAUUUGUCAUCUGCUCCUUCCCCUUCCUCAGCCCCUUCCCUCAUAUGUUCCCCGGGCUCUUUCUGUGCCCCCCUGUCAAUAGAGGAAAAAGUCAUGAAGACUAACUGGUGCCUGGACAUUGGGGACCAAACAUGGCCUUUUUGCCUGGCCAUUGUGGAGGGCUGCCCACACACAUGUAUGUCUACUGGGAAAACUUUGUGUGUAUGGGAGUUAGCGGAGGCUUCUCAAAGUGUUACAUAAUCUGUGCUCAGAGCAGGGUCCAAGCUGUCAGGCCUUUUCCUUUCCUCCCCGUAGCUUCCUGUGUUCUUGGGAGAGGCACAGACCAUAGUCCUUCUUUGGUUGGAAGAGGGAGUUGUCAGUUCAAGGUCCUAAUGCCCACUCUUGUGGGACAGUCCUUCCACCAUUAGCCCCAGGCACCUGGUCUCCUGCCCCUAAAUGUUACUUGCUGCAUUUAGGACUGUACCCACAGAGAGUAGGAGCAAAUGGGAAGGAAUAUGUAAUAACCCCACCCUCACCUUCUAGCACAGUGUCCAGGCUUGUCUCUUCCUAGCUGUAUGACCUUGGCUACACAAGGAGAAGGAUGACCUCUUCUCAUCCUCAGUUUGUUCGUCUGUAAAACAGGGAUGAUGAUGGUUCCCACAAGAGGUUGUGGUGAAGAUUCCAUGAGAACAUCUACAUGAGCACCUGAAUCAAGAGAGUGACUCUAAAGCUCAGUUCCCCUUUCUUUCUCCCUCAAGUCUGGUGCACUGUCACUGUUGGUGUCGGUCAACAAGCGUAAUGCCAGCUCACACACUAGCUCCUCCCCAAGGUUACAGAAGUGAAUGAGACAGCCCCAGUCCUGGGGUAGCUUGCUGUCCUGUGAAGGAGAUGGACUCAGGACCAGCAACAACACAGUGUGAAUUAUGCUGGCAGUGAGAAGGGACUUUGCCUGGAGCAAAUCUGGGAGGCUUCAUCAAGGUGACAUCUAACGAAUAUCACUUGUCUCCUCAAGCUGGGAGCCACAGAUGCCCCGGGCAGGGGUCAGUGAUGAAGGAAAGGAUUCCUGACAUGUUCCACGUCAACGACACUUCAGAGAGUACAAGUCAGUGUUUGAGUUGGAGGCCUGAGCCCAGCACAUACAU